Nannospalax galili (Upper Galilee mountains blind mole rat) is the source of this 1866-nucleotide messenger RNA. It is a transcript of the gene Gyg1, whose product is annotated as glycogenin 1. The transcript has 8 exons. Lineage: Eukaryota; Metazoa; Chordata; Mammalia; Rodentia; Spalacidae. Gene Ontology annotation, molecular function: glycosyltransferase activity. Bases 152 to 1210 code for a protein of 352 amino acids. Gene Ontology annotation, cellular component: cytoplasm. The record is from RefSeq and is a predicted model, not a curated record.
GGUCUGCAGCCCGGAGCCUGCGCGGCCACGUGACGGCCGCUUUAAGAGCCGGCGGCGCAGGGUCCCGCCCCUCCCGCCGGCCACGGUCUCCUCCCGGCGCCCGGCUUCGUGGACCCUGCAGCCCGCGGCGGCCGCGCGUCCGGACCGCACGAUGACAGAUCAGGCCUUUGUGACACUGACCACUAACGAUGCCUAUGCCAAAGGUGCCCUGGUCCUGGGCUCAUCUUUGCAACAACACAGGACUACCCGGCAGCUGGUUGUGCUCACCACUCCACAGGUCUCAGAUUCCAUGAGAAAAGCUUUAGAGACAGUCUUUGAUAAAGUCGUGAUGGUAGAUGUCUUGGACAGUGGCGAUUCUGCUCAUCUAACCUUAAUGAAGAGGCCCGAGUUGGGUGUCACACUGACGAAACUCCAUUGCUGGUCACUUACAGAGUAUUCUAAAUGUGUGUUCAUGGAUGCAGAUACUUUGGUCCUCACAAAUAUUGAUGAUCUUUUUGAAAGAGAAGAGUUAUCGGCAGCACCGGACCCUGGGUGGCCUGACUGCUUCAAUUCUGGAGUUUUUGUCUAUCAGCCCUCAAUUGAAACAUAUAACCAGUUGUUGCAACUUGCUUCUGAACAAGGUAGUUUUGAUGGUGGGGACCAGGGCUUACUGAAUACAUUUUUUAGCAACUGGGCAACAACAGAUAUCAGGAAACACCUGCCUUUUAUUUAUAACCUAAGCAGCAUUGCUGUAUACUCCUACCUCCCAGCAUUUAAAGUGUUUGGUGGAAGUGCCAAAGUUGUUCACUUCCUGGGACGGAUCAAACCAUGGAGUUAUACUUACGAUCCCCAGACAAAAAGUGCCAGAAGUGAAUCCCAGGGUCCCACCAUGACUCAGCCGGAGUUCCUGGACCUGUGGUGGGACAUCUUUGCCACCAGUGUCUUACCACUGCUUCAACAAUUUGGUCUCAUCAAAGACACCUGCUCACAUCUAACGGUGGGUUCUCUUUCAGACUUGGCCUAUACACUGGCUUUCUCUUGUGGCUUCUGUAGAAAGGAACAUGUCUCAGGAGCCAUGUCACACCUGUCCCUUGGGGAGGUCCCAGCUACACCACAACCUUUUGUGUCCUCAGAAGAACGGAAGGAACGGUGGGAACAGGGCCAGGCUGAUUACAUGGGAGCAGAUUCUUUUGAUAAUAUCAAGAGGAAACUUGACACUUACCUCCAGUAGAAGCACUGCCAUUUUCCUGUGGACAUACCCACUUCUUAGGCACUUGUUUCUGAUAGUAUGUAGAGCUGGUUGAAAAGUCCUUCAGUUGUUAAAGAGGCUUUCACUAAAACUCAUCACAAGAGGGUCUAUGGCAGGACAGUAGGUGAGAAAUGAGCAAAAGUUGUGAGGUACUAAUUCUGUUACAUGGACAGUGGUUUGUUUGUUUGUUUUUAACCCUAGGCUUAAUUACCCAAUGUUUCAGAAACUUAAUUCUGCCAAUUACCAACAUACAUGGGAAAGGAGGCCCAAUGUUAAGCUAUUGAGAUGGCUGUAUCAACUUAGUGUUAUAGAACUGGUCUCCAAAUCUAUUUCCCUUCAAAAAAAGACAUGACGUUGUCCCUUCCUUGCUUGUUACCCUUCACCAGACCUGCAGUUUACAGUUGUCCAAGCGCUGUCAGAGGGCUAAUUCUGUCUUCAGAGAACAGCAGCCUUUCAUACACUGUGGAACGAUUCGUAAACAUACCUACUAGUCUUAGUUUACCAGUCUUCUAUGCACCAUGACGACAGCAUGCUGAAUUGCUUUUUUUCAGUUCUGUCUACUUGAAAACUGCAGUGUGUCAUCUGACGGUUACCUGCAGUAACACACUGUGUAAAAAAUAAAAGACUUAUUGACAGAU